Gryllus bimaculatus (two-spotted cricket) is the source of this 195-nucleotide messenger RNA. The record is from the annotation of a GenBank genome assembly. NCBI's taxonomy places the organism in Eukaryota, Metazoa, Arthropoda, Insecta, Orthoptera, Gryllidae.
AUGUCUGGUGGUCCCACUGAAAUGAAAACUGAAGGAGAACGCGAUACAAAUGGACCCCAGGAGCAACCUGGGCAGAAUUCUCACCCCGGCGGUCCGCGCGGUGGACGUGGCGGCGGUGGCGGUGGUCCUGGACGCCAAAGGUUCGGCGGCCAAGGACGUGGAGGAAGAGACGAUUCAAGGAUGAGAAAUCAAGAU